Rhinichthys klamathensis goyatoka is the source of this 759-nucleotide messenger RNA. It is a transcript of the gene bmf2, whose product is annotated as BCL2 modifying factor 2. The record is from RefSeq and is a predicted model, not a curated record. The coding region runs from base 133 to 759 and encodes 208 amino acids. The transcript has 4 exons. NCBI's taxonomy places the organism in Eukaryota, Metazoa, Chordata, Actinopteri, Cypriniformes, Leuciscidae. Gene Ontology annotation, cellular component: myosin complex. Gene Ontology annotation, biological process: negative regulation of autophagy; apoptotic process; positive regulation of apoptotic process.
CGGAGCGAGUCUGUGUUAGUAAAUACAAGCAGAGUGAAGACGGAAUAAAAGAGCUCUGACACAAAAAGCGGAAUAAAAACAGCACUGACAGACACAUUCAAACGCUGGCGGGCAGUUUUGCUGACUCCGCCGAUGGAUGAUGAGGAGGAGGAACAGCUUCCUCGCUGCUGUGAAACACCACUAAGAGUCAAGAGCUCAGAGAACGGAGACGCCCACCGUCGAGCGGUUAACAGACACAGACUCUUUGAAGACAGAUCCACGCAGACAGUGAGCUCUGUCCUGAAUUCAGUGAGAGUCGGAGAUAUGGCACCGUUCCAGGGUUCAGGGAGAGACACAUCAUCUCCCUGUGGAGCUGUGGAUGCCAGGACUGCAUUCAGGGCUCACUGUGGAUCCAGGGGCCUUGCGUCACUUACUAUGGCCCCUGGGGCUCCAGGGCCAAGAGCACUUUUUCAUGGAAAUGCUGGAUUUCGUGCACAUUUCCCCGCGCUGUUCGAACCUGUCCCGGAUGGCGUACAAAACGUCGAAGAAAGGGAGGCCGACGAAGCGAGACCAGAAGAAAAAGAAGACGAACGUGACAUGGGAAUUAGCGUGGAGAUUCAGAUUGGACGUAAAUUGCGUGAAAUGGGGGAUCAGUUUCAGCAGGAACAUCUUCAGCUGUUCACUCACAGGGGCCAGUUGGGUUUGUUCCAGCUAGUGACAUCGAUCUACAACUUCCUUUUUCCUCAAGAAGGAGCCCAAAAUGCAAGAGCCCGGAGAUGA